CUCACGACCCGAUCGGUUCCUUGCGCGCUCCAAGAACCGCUCGCUCGCUCCCUAAACUCGCUUCAAAUACACACGACGUAUCAUGUCCAGUGCCCUUCGCUUCGAUAACCGAGUUGUCGUCAUCACCGGCGCCGGAGGAGGUCUCGGAAAGGUCUACGCCCUCUUCUUUGCCUCUCGUGGCGCUUCCGUGGUGGUGAACGAUCUCGGACAGGCUGCCGAUGCUGUCGUCGCCGAGAUCACCAAGGCUGGCGGAAAGGCCAUUGCCGACCACCACAGCGUCGAAGAUGGCGACAAGAUUGUCCAGGCGGCUCUGGCGGCCUUUGGCCGCAUCGAUAUCGUCAUCAACAAUGCUGGUAUCCUCCGCGACAAGUCCUUCUCUCGCAUGUCCGAUGCGGAGUGGGAUAGCGUCCACGCCGUCCAUGUCCGCGGCUCCUACAAGGUGACCAAGGCUGCGUGGGACCAUUUCGUCAAGCAAAAAUACGGCCGAGUCAUCAACACUGCUUCGGCGGCAGGCAUCUACGGCAACUUUGGCCAGGCCAACUACAGCUCCGCCAAGCUCGCUCUCCAUGGCUUUACCAUGACCCUUGCCCGCGAAGGCGCCAGAAACAACAUCCAUGUCAACACCAUUGCUCCCCUGGCCGCCUCGCGCAUGACCGAGACGGUGAUGCCACCCGAGAUCCUCAACAGUCUCAAGCCCGAGUACAUUGUGCCUCUUGUUGCCUAUCUCUGCCACGAGUCCACGGCCGAGAACGGCGGCAUCUUCGAGCUCGGGGCUGGCUUUGUUUCCAAGCUCCGCCGCGAACGCUCUCGCGGUGUCGUCUUCAAGGCCGACUCCAGCUUCACUCCUGGAGCCGUCGCCGCCCGAUGGAAGGAGAUCUGCGAUUUUAACCAGCCUGAAUACCCCAACUCUAUUACCGACACCGAUUGGAUGUCCCUGCUCGACAAGGCCAAGCAUCUGCAGACCAACGCGCAGUCGGCCAGCGACCUGAGAUUCGAUGAUCGAGUCGUGCUCGUCACCGGCGCCGGUGCUGGUCUGGGUCGCGCCUACUCUCUUCUGUUUGGCAAGCUUGGUGCCUCCGUUGUCGUCAACGAUCUCGGUGCUCCCGCUGCCGAAAAGGUUGCCCAGGAGAUCCGCGCCGCGGGCGGCAAGGCCAUGGUCGUUGCCGGCUCUGUUGAGAACGGCGAGCAGAUUGUCCAGGCCGUGAUCGACGCCUUUGGCCGCAUCGAUGUCGUCGUGAACAAUGCCGGCAUCCUUCGAGACCGCUCGUUUGCUCGCAUGACCGACAACGAAUGGGACCUGGUCUACAACAUCCAUCUCCGCGGCACCUACAAGGUCACUCGGGCUGCCUGGGGCCACAUGCUCAAGCAAAAGUACGGCCGCAUCAUCAACACCUGCUCGGCCGUCGGUCUCUACGGCAACUUUGGACAAGCCAACUACAGUGCUGCCAAGGCCGGUAUCCUUGCCCUAACCAACACCCUUGCGCUCGAGGGCCAGAAGCACAACAUCAUCUGCAACACCAUUGCUCCCAACGCCGGCACGGCCAUGACGGCCACCAUCCUGCCGCCUGAGGUUGUCGAGGCUCUCAAGCCCGACUACGUCGCGCCGCUGGUGGCCUUCCUUGCCCAUGAGUCCAACACAGAAACCCGCGGAUGCUAUGAAGUUGGCUCCGGCUGGAUCUCCAAGGUCCGCUGGCAGCGCAGCGGCGGCGUUGGCUUCCCGGUCGACGGCCAGCUCCUGCCCGAGCACAUUGCCUCGAACUGGAACGCCAUCACCACCUUUGAUGACGGUCGCGCCCACUGGCCAGCUACGACCCAGGAGUCGUUCACGGCGAUCCAGGCCAACUUUGGCCACACCUCUGGCGCUGCCGCUCCGGCGCGUGCACCCAAGGAUGGCGCCUCCAAGGUCGAUGUGGCCAAGGCCCAGAGCAUCAAGUUCCCCUCGCAGACCUUCUCCUACAGCCAGCGCGAUGUCAUCAUCUACGCGCUUGGUGUCGGCGCUCGGCGCACGGACCUGCCCCUCGUCUACGAGAACUCGGACAAGUUUGUUGCCCUCCCAACCUACGGCGUUGUUCCUGCGUUUGCUGCCCAAUCGGCCGUGUCCUUUGGCGACUUUAUGCCCAACUUCAACCCGAUGAUGCUCCUCCACGGCGAGCAGUACCUCGAGUUCAAGAAGCCUCUGCCCGUCGCCGGCAAUGUUGUGAACCAGGCCCGCGUCAUUGACAUCCUCGACAAGGGCAGCGGCGCCGCUCUCAUCCUUGGCGUCACCACCACCGACGAGAAGGGCGAAGUCAUCUGCGAGAACCAGUUCACCCACUUUAUUCGCGGCUCGGGUGGCUUUGGUGGCAAGAAGGAGAGCCAACGGGGUCCCGCCACCGAAGCCAACGAGGCUCCCUCGCGCCCUGCCGACGCCGUCAUGAGAGAGAAGACCACACCCGACCAAGCUGCGCUCUACAGACAAUCGGGCGAUCUCAACCCGCUCCACAUCGAUCCUCAAAUGUCUGCCAUGGGCGGCUUCGACGUCCCCAUCUUGCACGGACUAUGCAGCUUCGGCAUCGCCGGCAAGCACAUCUUCCAAAAGUACGGAAACGGAAACCCGGCCUCAUUCAAGUCCAUCAAGGCCCGCUUCGUCAAGCAUGUGUUCCCCGGCGAGACUCUGGAGACCCACAUGUGGAAGGAGGGAAACAAAGUCAUCUUCCAGGUCAAGGUGGUUGAGCGGAACGUCGUGGUCAUUUCCAACGCCGCCGUCAUCCUCAACGAUGUCCCUGUCCCUAGCAAGGUCACCGCCCCCGCUACCGCUGGGGCAGCCACUAUCUUUGCCCAGAUCGAGUCCGGCCUAAACUCCCUCUCAGCUGAGGAGAGAAAGACCCAGGUGUCCAAGACCAAGGCCAUCUUUGGCUUUGACAUCACCGAUGCCUCUGGCGCUCUCUCAAACUGGUUCAUUGACCUCAAGCAGGGUGACGGUGCUGUUGGCUCUGGCAAACAAGCUCCCAACAAUGCCAAGAUCGACAUGACCGUGAGCGUCAGCGACAAGGACUUUGUCGAUCUGGCUGCCGGCAAAGCCAAUCCGCAGAAGUUGUUCAUGGCUGGCAAGCUCAAGGUCAAGGGCAACAUGGGUCUGGCAACUAAACUCGAGGGUGUCCUCAAACUCGGUGCUGGCGGCAAGGCCAAGCUCUAAGUAACCAAAUCCACGGGUACACAGAAUACAACACACGAUGCGGCCUUAUCAUAAUCAUUAUUUUCGCUAUACUUUCAAACGACAUACGGAUUUGACUUUCCAAAAUAUAUCCCAGCAAAGUGGGAAGAAUGAUAACGAAA
Messenger RNA from Polychytrium aggregatum, 3315 nucleotides. RefSeq lists its product as uncharacterized. NCBI's taxonomy places the organism in Eukaryota, Fungi, Chytridiomycota, Chytridiomycetes, Polychytriales. The transcript has 14 exons. The record is from RefSeq and is a predicted model, not a curated record. Gene Ontology annotation, molecular function: oxidoreductase activity. Bases 83 to 3175 code for a protein of 1030 amino acids.